Messenger RNA from Zychaea mexicana, 1061 nucleotides. RefSeq lists its product as uncharacterized. The coding region runs from base 96 to 662 and encodes 188 amino acids. Lineage: Eukaryota; Fungi; Mucoromycota; Mucoromycetes; Mucorales; Lichtheimiaceae. The record is from RefSeq and is a predicted model, not a curated record. The transcript is spliced from 4 exons.
CCACACUCGCCGCUAAACUGGACAAAGAUCCUUUGGUCCCACAUAAUCUCAACUCUGUAAAAUGGGAACACAUCGAGUUAGUGGUGAAACGCUAUAUGCAAACAUGUAGUCGUAAUCACACCGAAGACUUACGUUUAGCAGCUAAACGUGCGCCGAAACAAAGAAGCCUGGGGCCAUACGAACUGCCCUACGCUGUUUGCUAUCUAAUUUAUCAACGCCCUCUGUAUGCAACGCUUGUCUGCGACAUAUGCAAGGAAGCUUGUCAGCAUGCCCCGCUAAACAUUGCUUUGCUAGUGGACAAUAAGAAAGCACGCGACCUCAUCGCGCCUCAAUACAUCUCUCGUGUUUCGGAGAAUAUCGGUUUUUCCUCCAUUUUAUCGAAAGUAUUGUUCUCUUUUCUACAGCAACAACCUUCGACGAUAGCGUCGCUUAUUCUAGCCUCAAUCGAUCGACGUCAACUAGCACCAUCAUUCAUUUAUAUCCCUCCAGCGCUUGUGCUCUGUUUGCCGUGCCGUGCAAUAUGGGAUUUCGUGAUAAUUCUGAUGCCGAGGACUUGCUCCGCUCUUCGACCCUCAAGAGAAUUAAAUCUAGUACACCACCACUCGACCCGACGCCCACUGCUAGACGUUGGCUUAGUACGAUUUUGUAUGUCCCAUCAAUGACCACACCUUGACUAGACCAAAAUUUGAAUGUUUGAAUGAGGAUAGUAAUCGAAGGAAGACCAGCGAGAAAAAUGAUGAAGGUGGGCCGGCAAAAACUCUCGUACCUGAAGUAAGAAGGACUAAACAAUUACUAUACCUUUAUAUGUACUUGUCUACGUUUCCUACACAACUCUUCUUUCUACCUUUCAUUUGAAAAAAUGUCACCUUUAAAACGAAAGCAAAAGGCUACCUGAAAAAGGACGCGUGCACCAGACGAAAAAAUCACCGCCCCUUAAGGAAUUAAUGCGUGCAGCAGAUGCCCACACCAAUACCACGACACGCGCGGUCGACAACCGUAUAUGCUUAGUGUUUAGAAAUCAGAUUGGAACAAUAUAAAGCUUUGACGGUUAUAAGGCGAAC